Periconia digitata is the source of this 1105-nucleotide messenger RNA. The record is from the annotation of a GenBank genome assembly. NCBI's taxonomy places the organism in Eukaryota, Fungi, Ascomycota, Dothideomycetes, Pleosporales, Periconiaceae.
UUUUCAACGAUGGAACGAAACUAUCAGUCUAGUACUUAUACCAACAGCAAAAACAUGUCAGAGAUAGAACGAGCAAGAUCAAAGGAGCAUGUUCCUUGGUGUGAAGAAUACGAGAUGAUGAUCUCGGGCAUGAUGUAUCGCUCGUGGCUAUCAGCAGAACUUGCGGCCGGCCGGUCAAGAUCCGAAAGGAUAUGCAACGAGUACAAUGAUUUGUUGCAAUCAAACAAUCCCAAAAGCGGCGACAGUGGAAACCUCAGCAAGAAACGAAGCGAACUUCUCAUGUCUUUGCUUGGUGUUAAAGCAGAGUCUGCGACGAUUGAAAGGCCAUUUUCCGUUCUUUAUGGAUGCAACACCGACAUAGGAAACAAUCUUUUCGCCAACGUUGGAUUGAGCAUCGACGACAGCGCUUUUGUCACAAUUGGUAACGAUGUACUGAUAGGACCUGAAGUCUGCUUCAUCACAACUAAUCAUCCGACUGAAGUCUCUGAACGGGUGGGAGGGGGUAUGUAUGCAUUGCCCAUUGAAGUCGGAGACGCGUGUUGGAUUGGGGCACGCGCUACCAUUCUGCCUGGAGCAGUCAUUGGAAAGGGUUGUACUAUCGGAGCAGGUGCCGUAGUUGCUGGAACUAUACCAGAGUAUAGUGUUGCUGUAGGGGUACCUGCAAAAGUGACUCGGAAGGUAAUACGCGCAGACUCAAAUGAAGAUCCCGAGAUUAGCAAGUAGAUCUAAGCAGUUUUUGCUGCAAGCACUUUCCCUUUAUAUCGAUUUUCCUAUGUUAAGCAUAGUGUGAAGCAAAGGACGAACAGAUCUCACGGUUGGCUUCUAAGCUAGAGAUAACUUAAUAUAGUUAGUGCGUAGUUACGUCCUAUAGUAUGUCUAACUCCAUACCUCUAUCUCACAAUCACCUCAAAGGUACCUUACGAAGAAAUACAAAUCUCUAUCGUUGACUGCUCGUCUGCCAACAACAAGGCCACUAAACCCGUGAGCAGACAACCCAAGUACAGCUCACAGCCCACAAAAAGUAGUAUAGACAGCUCUUCCAAGCAUCUCCUCAAACCCUCCAAACCCCAACAAAAACCAUUCGAUUCCCCAUCAGACACCUGCC